This is a messenger RNA of Miscanthus lutarioriparius, 213 nucleotides long. The record is from the annotation of a GenBank genome assembly. Lineage: Eukaryota; Viridiplantae; Streptophyta; Magnoliopsida; Poales; Poaceae.
AUGGUACUCAGCAAGGAGCAACAACACACAAUUGCCGAGCAACAGCACACGACAAGCAGCACCGAACAGCAGGUGGUGCUGGAUGCGGAGCUCCAGCUCUGGAACCACACCUUCGGCUAUGUCAAGUCCAUGGCGCUCAAGGCUACGCUGGACCUCGGCAUACUGGACGCCAUCCACCAGCACGGCAGCUCCGCCAUAUGCUCCCACAGAUAG